Messenger RNA from Homarus americanus (American lobster), 1328 nucleotides. RefSeq names its product actin, muscle-like. Lineage: Eukaryota; Metazoa; Arthropoda; Malacostraca; Decapoda; Nephropidae. Bases 22 to 1152 code for a protein of 376 amino acids. Gene Ontology annotation, biological process: mitotic cytokinesis. The transcript has a single exon. The record is from RefSeq and is a predicted model, not a curated record.
AUACGGCCCUAAACCACCACCAUGUGUGACGACGACACGUGUGCCCUGGUUGUGGACAAUGGCUCCGGCAUGGUCAAGGCUGGCUUCGCCGGCGACGACGCUCCCCGCGCCGUAUUCCCCUCCAUCGUCGGCCGUCCUCGUCACCAGGGUGUGAUGGUCGGUAUGGGUCAGAAGGACGCCUACGUCGGUGACGAGGCCCAGAGCAAGCGAGGUAUCCUGACUCUCAAGUACCCCAUCGAGCACGGCAUCAUCACCAACUGGGACGACAUGGAGAAGAUCUGGCAUCACUCCUUUUACAACGAACUGCGUGUUGCCCCUGAGGAGUCCCCCGUCCUCCUCACUGAGGCUCCCCUCAACCCCAAGGCCAACCGUGAGAAGAUGACCCAGAUCAUGUUCGAGACCUUUAGCACUCCGGCCAUGUACGUGGCCAUCCAGGCCGUGCUGUCCCUGUACGCCUCUGGUCGUACCACAGGUAUCGUGCUGGACUCUGGUGAUGGCGUGUCUCACACUGUCCCCAUCUACGAAGGUUAUGCUCUUCCUCACGCCAUCCUGCGUCUUGACCUGGCUGGUCGUGACUUAACUGCCUAUUUGAUGAAGAUCAUGACUGAGCGUGGCUACUCCUUCACCACUACAGCUGAAAGAGAAAUCGUUCGUGACAUCAAAGAAAAGCUUUGCUAUGUAGCUCUCGAUUUUGAGAGUGAGAUGAACGUGGCUGCUGCUUCAUCCUCCCUUGAAAAGUCCUACGAACUUCCCGACGGUCAGGUCAUCACCAUCGGCAACGAACGUUUCCGUGCUCCCGAGUCUCUGUUCCAGCCUUCCUUCCUGGGUAUGGAAUCUGUUGGUAUCCACGAGACCGUCUUCAACUCCAUCAUGAGGUGCGACAUUGAUAUCAGGAAGGACCUGUUCGCCAAUAACGUUCUUUCUGGUGGCACCACCAUGUACCCUGGUAUUGCUGACCGCAUGCAGAAGGAAAUUACUUCUCUGGCUCCCUCCACCAUCAAGAUCAAGAUCAUUGCUCCUCCCGAGCGUAAGUACUCCGUCUGGAUCGGUGGCUCCAUCCUGUCUUCUCUGUCCACCUUCCAGGCCAUGUGGAUCACCAAGGAGGAGUACGAUGAGUCUGGCCCCGGCAUUGUCCACCGCAAGUGCUUCUAAAGUAUUUUUGGAUAUUUAUAGCAUUUUUCAUGGAAUUAAUAAUGCCGUUCACCCAUAAUAGUGUUAUUUUAUUAUGAUAAUUAUUUUGAUACCAUUUUUUGUAUCGUCUAUGAAACAGAACAUUUAUAACCUCUGUACCAUUAAAGUAUAAUAAAUAUGUUACCGAGGAUCCUGAC